AUGGAGCAACUACAAAAUAUGCUCAAUUUUACCAGUCUAUUUCACCCCGAUCACUUGUUCAGCUCUCAAAUAAAGACACGGGACGGGCUUAAAAUCCGGAUUGUUCGAGAGCAGUGGCUCUACGUUCCACGAAUGGAUGCCGCUUUUAUCUGGAAUCUGUCCAAACUCGGACGAAUCGGUUCGAGGCGGUUGCAAUUCGAUGACGAUUUUGCCGAUCGCCUUAAUUAUCAGUACACCGGUGUGCUUCUGUUCUUGUUUAUCGGCCUGAUCGGGGUCAGACAAUAUGUUGGAAAACCAAUCCAAUGCUGGAUUCCACAAGAGUUUACUCGUGGUUGGGAAGAGUAUGCCGAAAAUUAUUGCUGGGUAGCGAAUACCUAUUUCGCUCCCGUUCAAGAUCGAUUGCCACCGGUCCCAGAUAGACGUGAGCUACUCUUGGUCUAUUAUCAAUGGGCACCCAUUGUGAUGGCCGCUCAAGCCCUUCUAUUCUAUUUGCCCUGUUUGACCUGGCGUCUGGGUAUGGCUCAUUCUGGAUUCAAUUUGCACCGGAUUUUACAAAUGGCCGCAGAAGCGAAUGAAAUGGUGCCCGAAACUGCGGCCAAAACCGUAGCCAUUCUUUCGCACUAUAUAAAAAAUUGUAUUCAACGACAAAAAGUUUGCACACGUCGUACUUCCAGGUGCUGUCGCAUUGGCAUGUAUUGUCGUCUUAUGUCCGACGCGCAGGUAACCCGUUGUGGUCCAGGUCAGCCAAACUGCGCGUUGAAUGGAAAUCGUGUUGGACUGUUGGAACGGUCCACUUUAACCACUGUGGAUGAGGUUUCGUUGGGUAAUUCACAUAGACCAACGGGACUCAAUUCAAGAGAUUCAAAUCAGACAUCCAGUGGAGACGAUGUGCCUUGUGGUAACCCAUCUGGCCCAGGUCGAGGUUCAUCCAGUCUGGAAGGAGCAAAUGCCGAGACAGAUCGACAAAAGCCUUAUCCCGUCAAAGUUGCUCCCAGUGGACCUGAGCAGACGGGAUAUGGUGCAUUGCCGGGUAAAUCUUUUUUCUUAUAA
This is a messenger RNA of Echinostoma caproni, 1050 nucleotides long. The record is from the annotation of a GenBank genome assembly. NCBI's taxonomy places the organism in Eukaryota, Metazoa, Platyhelminthes, Trematoda, Plagiorchiida, Echinostomatidae.